AUGGGUUACGAGCCGAAUCAGUACCCCGGGAUGGAACCUCCGGAUAUGUACGAUGAUACGACAAGCAUUCUUCAAAAUAUCGAUUUUGAUAAUCCAGUAUUGACAGGUACACAAUUCGAUACACCACCAGAUUUCCUUGAACCGCCUGUCAUUUCACCUGCCGGUCCAUAUAAUACUCAUUCUUCUCAGUUCCAGAACUUCGACCCGACUCUUGCAGGGCCAACCCACGCAGUGCCGGAACCAAUUCACUCAGUCUUUCAAGAGUCCAUAGACCCGGGUCUUCUAAGUAAUACCGGUAUUGUUGCGCUUCCUACCGUCCAGCAAGAACCCGAUGUGAGUGCAUUAAGCUCGGAGUCCAGCAACAGCCAACUAGAGAAGGGGAAAAGGGACAUAUUUUCACUCAGAAGGAGCAGAAUACCCUCACCAGUCCUCAUUCAACAUGAGCCCCGCUUAAAGCGCCCCGCCAAGGGGCCCAAUGGAUUAUCGCUAAGAACCGGCCAGAUACCUCGAGUCACAAGGAAGAAAGACCCAAAGCCGGACCCUCGGGAGUGGUACGGUUCUCCACCACCUCCCCCGGAGAGCUGGGGUCCAAGGGAUAAAAAUGGUCGUCCUGUCUUUAAGUACACGGAAUGCGGAGAGCUUGAGAGGGGCAAAACGUAUUCGGAACACGAACUGCGUCGAUAUCUCUACGGGCCCAAAAAAGAUGACGAUUUUCCGCCACCGAGACGAUUACUAGGGGUACCAGAGGUAGAAGACAAGAUCCGCCAGGGUCUUACGUUGUGGAUUGGUUGGGUCGCUCCUCAGUCCAAUGACAGAUAUCCCUACGGGUCUCAAUCUCAGAAGUGCCGAUUUGCCGGCUGUGAAGACGCUCAGAAUACCAUCAGGACGGGAUUUCCGCGUAUUAUCUUUGAUGAGCGGAUGAAUGAUGACGGUGAGGUCAUUGAUCCCUACCACAAUGCCGGGUAUAUGCAUUUAUAUUGUUUCGAGCAGCAUUUCGAUCUCGUCGAUGCCAUGAUUCACCUCGACGUCCGCCCCGACGAGAGGAACUUCAGGCAUGAGGAUAACAUCUUCAAGUUGACAAGGAAUUACUCUGAUAUGCGGGCCGUAGUCGACUCGUGGUGGCACGAUGAAUAUCCAAAGUUCGUCGAAGCCAGAUCAAAGGGGAAGAGGCGAGACCAUCGUAAUUAUAAGAAUUCCCUGAGCUACCGGCUUAUCCUCCAUGUACUUGAUAACAGCACCGAUGCUCGUCUUAAACUACGCGAAGAGAGGGGCGGUGCUAAUAUGACAAAGCACAAAGGAGACAUCUCUAAACAGAAGUUCUUGAGAGAAUGUAGGAGCUUUGGGUUACUGGACGAUAAUGACGACCCAGUCCCCGGUGCCAGUAAACGACUACCAGAGCUUAUCCUUCAAAAACGCCGAGAAAAGAAAUUAGCUAGAUUAGCCGGACGUAAAGGCACUCCAGCACCAGAAGAAUAUCUGCCCUCACCAGCAUCAACAACUUACCAAAGCGCCAUGGAACAUGAACAGGACGCUACUCACGCAUCGCCUUCUAGUAUACACUCGCCCAUUAAUUCCUACUCUCCAAUGCCGCGUUCGUGUUCGCCGUAUGAAUAUUUGUCUCCAGAGCCAGUACCGCCCCCUUACCAUCAACAACCAAUCUCGAGCCCUGUAACCUCGAGUCUCGUAGGUAAUACAGCACGAAAGCGAGGCAGGGAUGAAGUAUUGAUGGAAGAUCAAAAUAUCGGUAUACCCUACGAUCCUGUUCGGGAUGGCCCAAAUAAGAGGCCACGAACAAGCCCUAGCCCAGCACCACCUACAACGCCUCAGUCUGCGUAUACCCAAGUACCAGAUCACACCGGGCAGCAGGACGAGGUCGACAACGGGAUUGGUAGUGUACUGGCGCCAACGGAGGCAAGCCAUUUUCCAACUCCGCCCCCUACUGAGCCUCUUGGUUUGAACCCGGAUUCCGAUUUUAAUAUCCAUAAUACGAGCUCCGCUGACGUGGAUAUUUUUACAGAGGGCGCGGAAGAUAACCACGACAAAGGCGAAAAUGAAGCUGAAAUGGCUGAGAGCGAUUCGGCCGAGGCUUCGGACAAUAUGGAACUUGACGAAUGUGAUGAUCUUUUUGGCGGCCCUGCUGACGAAGCCGGACUCGCCGACUUCUUCACCUCCUGA
Daldinia vernicosa is the source of this 2175-nucleotide messenger RNA. RefSeq lists its product as uncharacterized. The transcript is spliced from 2 exons. Lineage: Eukaryota; Fungi; Ascomycota; Sordariomycetes; Xylariales; Hypoxylaceae. The coding region runs from base 1 to 2175 and encodes 724 amino acids. The record is from RefSeq and is a predicted model, not a curated record.